AUGGAUCAAUCUCAAUCGCUCAAUGCUCCUCCAUACUUUAAUGGAAGCAAUUACGCUUUUUGGAAAGUCCGUAUGAGGGCAUUUCUAUGUUCUAUUAUUGAUAGUGUUUGGGACGUUGUCAAGAUAGGAUGGACUAGGCCAGAGGCCGCCAAAUCCACAUGGGAUAAGGGUGUUUCCCUUGACGAAUUUCAUAGGAUCUCUCAUGUUACAAUUGCUAAGGAGGUGUGGAAAAUCUUGGAGACAACCUAUGAAGGCACCAAGAAGGUGAACGACACCAAGUUGCAAAUGCUUACCACACAUUUCAAAGAGCUGAAGAUGAGUGAAGAUGAGUCAUUCGACUCAUUUUAUGGGAAGCUAAAUGAAGUUGUGAUUGAGAAAUUCAACUUGGGGGAAAAGACGGAGGACUCCAAGAUUGUGAGGAAGAUUCUACGAUCACUGCUAGAGAGCUUCCGUACAAAGGUUACUGCCAUCGAAGAGAGCAAAGACCUUGAUGAGAUUAAAGUUCAAGAACUCAUCGGUUCUCUUCAAACCUAUAAGCUCUCUCUGUCAUCUCAAAGGAAGAGCAAAUAUCUUGCUCUCAAGACAAUCAAUGAGAGAUUGGAAGCUCAAGACUCCUCGGAUGAGGAUGAGGUUGAAAAGGAUGUGGCGUACCUUCCUAAGAACUUUCGCAAGUUCUUAAAGUUCAAGAAAGAUGGAAAGUCUUUUGAGAAAGGCAAAUUCUCAAAGUUCAAGAAGGACAAGAAAGACUUCAAGAAGAAGGAUUCAAGAGAUUUCUCACCGUCUAAAAUGGUCAUGUGUUUUGAGUGCAAAGGACAAGGGCAUGUGAAGAAAGAAUGCCCCACGUAUUUGAAAGCAAAGGGUAAACUAUUUACAACUACCCUUAGUGACUCAGAUGGUUCAAAUUCUAACUCGGAAGAAAGCUGUGAUGGAGAAGGAAAUUACUCCGCAUUUAUGGCCAUUGCACCCGUGGACUCAUCGGAAGAUUUGAACCUUCUAGUGGAAGAACUUGGUGAGCACACCGAAGAAAAGUCUAUGGGAAUUGGAGAGUAUGCUAGAAUGGCUAAAGCAGCCAUCAGGAAAAUGAAGAGAGCUAAGCAAGACUACAAGAGCAUACUCAUAAGGUACAAAGAAACGAAGUGUGAAGUUGAGGCGAUGAAUGGAGAACUAACCAAAGCUUACUCUAAGAUCAAGUUUCUGGAGCUUGAAGUGAUUCAAGCUAAUGCAAAAGUGGAGUGA
Molecule: messenger RNA, 1236 nt
Organism: Quercus robur (English oak)
Lineage: Eukaryota; Viridiplantae; Streptophyta; Magnoliopsida; Fagales; Fagaceae
Exons: 3
Coding region: 1-1236 (411 amino acids)
Molecular function (GO): nucleic acid binding; zinc ion binding
Source: RefSeq, a predicted model, not a curated record